AUCACUAACAGUCUUUCACUUUCGUGUCGUUGACGUGAAGGGGGUGUAUCUCCGGGAAAAUGUCGUCAAAAGUAUCGCGUGAUACACUCUACGAGUGUGUAAACGCCGUUCUCCAGGCGUCAAAGGAUAAAAAACGUAACUUUUUGGAAACUGUUGAAAUCCAAAUCGGUCUGAAGAACUAUGACCCUCAGAAGGACAAGCGUUUCUCUGGCACCGUCAAGCUCAAGUAUAUCCCGCGUCCCAAGAUGCAGGUGUGCGUGCUUGGUGACCAGCAGCAUUGUGACGAGGCUAAGUCCUUAAAUGUACCUUGCAUGGAUGCGGAGGCUCUCAAGAAGUUAAAUAAAAACAAGAAACUUGUUAAAAAGCUGGCAAAGAAAUAUGAUGCUUUCCUUGCAUCGGAAUCCUUGAUCAAACAGAUCCCCCGUCUCCUAGGUCCUGGUUUGAACAAAGCGGGCAAGUUCCCUGGUCUGCUCUCCCACCAGGAGUCCAUGACCCAGAAGAUUGAUGAGGUCAAGGCUACCAUCAAGUUCCAGAUGAAGAAGGUACUGUGCCUUUCUGUUGCUGUUGGCCAUGUGGACAUGACCCCUGAUGAACUUGCACAAAAUGUGCAUCUGUCAAUCAACUUCCUGGUUUCCCUACUGAAGAAACAUUGGCAGAAUGUCAGGUCACUACAUAUGAAGUCCACCAUGGGUCCACCCCAGAGAUUGUACUAAGAAUUUUUAAUAAACC
Molecule: messenger RNA, 729 nt
Organism: Hyposmocoma kahamanoa
Lineage: Eukaryota; Metazoa; Arthropoda; Insecta; Lepidoptera; Cosmopterigidae
Gene: RpL10Ab
Product: 60S ribosomal protein L10a
Exons: 5
Coding region: 60-713 (217 amino acids)
Biological process (GO): translation
Cellular component (GO): large ribosomal subunit
Molecular function (GO): structural constituent of ribosome; RNA binding
Source: RefSeq, a predicted model, not a curated record